ACUUGUAAUGGACAUUGGUAGCACCGUUUAUUGUCUAUCUAUCGGAGUGCCCAGUCUGUCCGAUGUAUGAUCUGCUGAAAUUAGUUUACCACAUUCCAGUCAUGCAAUCCCCAACACAGCUGCACUACCUGAGUGCUGUUUUGCUUGCACUUGGUCAUGUGACCCCCGCUCCGCUAUAAGUCGUUGCAGACUAGCGGAGACCUUACCUAGGUAGAUCUCCAAAUUUUUUCCCUUUGCUUUCUCCUCCUACAUACGACUUCCGACAACAACAAUUCGCAAUCAUUUGCUUUCCAAGGUUGCCUUUGCCAUUGCCAUCAUGGGAUUGAAGUCAUCAGCGGCUAAGCCCAAAGCGGGAUCGCUCCUCGCUUCGGACAAGGCGCGAUCUCCCAAAGCCAGACUGGGAAAGAUGAGAGGAGUCCUGACUAGAUGGAAACACAAAUUGGACAGAAGUGACAGCAAUCGCCUCAAGAUGCCUCUCCGUCGUUCAAGCCGCGCCUCAUUGAGGUCCCUCGAGUCGACCAGAAACUCCUCCCAAACCCUCCUUGGCCGCCUUCCCGGCGCGCGCUCCUCGUCAUUCAGCUUCAGUAGCCGUUCGACCACCCUUCCGGUACGCGCCUUGAGGCCCAUUGAAGAAGAAUACACGAUCCCAGAGUUCGAUCAAGAAACCGAUCUGAAGGUGAUCGUCGAUGACCUUCCCUUACAAGCCGAUCUUGACCUAGCACUCGAGAGAUUGAUCCCAAGUCUUGAGUAUAAGGAUCCAGGCAAGGCUUGUCCUUCUAAGGAUAGGGAUUGUCCAUAUGGGUAUUGCCCGUGCGAGCCUUAUCCCACGCAAAAGAUCGAUCUGAGCAGCCCUAUGUUUCCUUGGUUUAAGUUGCCACUCAAGAUCAAGCAAAGAAUCUACGAACUCUGCUUUCCGCACGAGGACCGAAGGAUUUCACUUAUGAGACCAAGCCUGACCGAGGCAGCGUUUCCGGCCGACUACUUUGCAUCGCCAUGGGAUGUUCUGGACCCUGUCUGGGGCCUCCUUGAGUGUUGUUACGCCUGGCGUACUGAGGUCCUGGCAUAUUUCUGGUCCCAGUUCCACUUCCACGUUACUUUGAACGAGUUCACCGGACCACUUACCUGUCAAUUGUCUCAUGUCUGGCUCGUUGAAAACCUUUCGAUGGUUCAGAGACUGACUAUUGAGAGAGACUACACACGUUUGGCAGGCAGCGCUAAGAAGAAUGCAGAUCAACUCAGUUUCAAAGUCGCUGCAAAGGUCCGAGCAACGGUUCAGACGUAUGUGAAGGAGUUGUUGAAGCGUGCAGAUGGAAUGCACAUGGCUGAACUGCAUGUUAUGGCAAGAGGUUAUGUUGGCUGUCGACCUGGAACAGAAUCCCGAUAUGUCCCUGAGGCAAUCGAAGAUAAUGUUGCCCCUAUCUUGGAACUCUCCAAAAUCUUGAAGCGCUGCCGAAUGUCGGGCUUUUCACGCACUUUCUCGAACUCCGUGCUACAAAGUCUAUUUGAAGACCGAAUCGGAAGAGUUGUCCCCAGUGUCCCAUUCGACAAUGCGUGGCCUUCUCUUAUGGCUUGUACUUUGGAGGGUCUUUACACUCCUUCCAUUAUGUCCACAUCAGAGCUUGAGCAAGGAGUCAAAUGGUCAAUCAAGACGAAGGAAAUAUUGAAGAAGAAGUUCAUCAAGAAAUCUUCGAAGGCCGAGAAGAACGGGGCAAAGGGAAGUGACAAGAAUGCAGAAACUCGUCUAUUUACGCCACCUGCACCAACUUCUAUUCCUCAAUUGGGUUCGACUUUUGCACAUAUCGAGGUCCUUCCACAAAACUCUAUCACAAAGAAUGGUCGCAGUCCCACUGUAGCCCAUGAUCCAGGUGCGGCAAUUAAUUUUCGGUACGAAGCAUGUCCUACCAAGCACUGGCACUCACUCUGCACGACCGACACAAGUCAUGAAUGCUACUGAGUCCGAGAAGAAUGCAAAGGCAUCUAGAGUGAGAAUGGUGUCGGAAAUCAUUGGAG
This is a messenger RNA of Mollisia scopiformis, 2010 nucleotides long. RefSeq lists its product as uncharacterized. The record is from RefSeq and is a predicted model, not a curated record. The transcript is spliced from 5 exons. The coding region runs from base 317 to 1954 and encodes 545 amino acids. Lineage: Eukaryota; Fungi; Ascomycota; Leotiomycetes; Helotiales; Mollisiaceae.